Phymastichus coffea is the source of this 7705-nucleotide messenger RNA. Its product is annotated as probable Rho GTPase-activating protein CG5521. The record is from RefSeq and is a predicted model, not a curated record. The transcript has 28 exons. Bases 516 to 6197 code for a protein of 1893 amino acids. NCBI's taxonomy places the organism in Eukaryota, Metazoa, Arthropoda, Insecta, Hymenoptera, Eulophidae. Gene Ontology annotation, molecular function: GTPase activator activity. Gene Ontology annotation, cellular component: cytoplasm; nucleus. Gene Ontology annotation, biological process: regulation of small GTPase mediated signal transduction; positive regulation of GTPase activity.
GCCUCGUUUACCUGAAUAUUUUCUCGUACGGGAGAAUUUGAAAUAGCUUAGAAGUCUUCAUAAUACGCGGACAUGGAAUUUUGGUAUUCAUAGAUAUUCUAACAGAUUUCAGUUUGACUCCAUCAGCUCCAUGAGUGGUUAUCACUCUCCACUCUCCGCCAAUGCCGUAUACAGUUAGUGUAAGCGAAACAAGCUCAGUGUUGCGCGCAAGACCGAGUGUGAAGAUGUGAAAAUACAACGUGCAAUCGUAGUGUACAUCAUUCAGAAGCUCGCUGUCAAAAGGGAACAUAUCGUCGCGGUUGCUACUGCAAUAACAUACCGAACUAAGCAGACAUAUCUGUAUUUGACCUGAUCCAUGAGGAACGACGACCGCGAAUCGUUUGCCAGUAGAACAUCGUCACCAGCAAGUAUACGUUAUCCUCGGUGGAACAGCCAGCAGCAGCACGGCUUGACUGCAGGAGGCUACGACGACGGCAGCUGCCGGCUGUUAACAACUUCAACUACCUCGCCCAAAGAUGUUCAGCAAGAAGCUGCAUGCAGACAUUAAGAAGUCCACCCUCAAAAUCCAGGACGUUAAGAAGGACAGCGCCACCAGAUUCAAACAUCUCAAAAUCGUCCUUGAUAAUGUGGAUACCGAUGAAGCUAAAGGAUUCUUUGAAGCAAAUUUCAGUCAUGUCUACUUUAUUUUGUAUGAUUGUUUUGUAUCAGCAGAAACAAAUUUACGUCAACGAGAACUCUCGUUUCAUCUUGUUCACAAAGCGCACAGAGAAGAGCUGGAACAGGUACUGCAACUACUGGAAAAAGUCUUGACUCUUCUUCCAGAAUUGCUAAACAGAAGGUGGCAAUGUCACAGCUUAGCAAGGAUUAUGCAGAAACUUUUACAUCCUGGUAAUAGUUGGAAACUACGUCGACAGGCUAUAAGGUAUUUUAUAUUAUGGUAUCAAGCAUUGGGGGACAAUGCACCAGAGCACAUACAUCAAAUGUUUGCUUGUCUUGUGCCGGGUUUUCCACCAAGGCAGCCAUCACCCUAUAAAUUCGAACGGAAAGUUGAUAAUAAGAAGCAUACGAAGUCGGCGAGUUGUGACGAAAAAGACCGUAAAGAUUUUUUUGACACGCAUUUGAAUCAUUAUGGAUUUCUGGAUGGUGGUGUUACGCAAGGACCUAUUACAGCAGUUGAUACCGGGCCAAUCUUACCACCUCAGAGCGGUGAGAAACCAAUGGACGGUGAGCCCGUCAAAUUUUUCGAGGCUUUACUCGAGUUUAUGAUAACUCAGGUUGUAAAAAUUGAGUGGCGAGAUAAAACUUCGCGUCAGUACAAAUCGUUUCAGUUUCUGUUGGACCGUUUCAAAGCGACUUACUUGAAACACAUAUGUCCAGAAUUCAAUGAAAAUUUUUCUUUGUACAAACCUAAUUUGGAAUUACCGUCCAUGCGAAAACCAACAAAUCAAAGUCAAAAUAGUUACGUACUAUGUAAAGUUGCACUCAUCAAAUGGAUCGCCACUUUUACCUAUGUUGCCAAGAAAGAUGGAGCGUUUUCUCAUCUUACUCAGAGCAUAACACCAAGUGAAGAAAAUGCAGAAGAGCUACGACGAGUAUCGAUGUCGCAGAAUCCUCCGGAUGCAAGUCUCAUUUCGACCGAUCAGAGUUUAAUGCCGGAAAAUAUAAAUCAGGAAGAUAGUACUCUUACAGCCAUUACGCUUGUUCGCGAUGUACUUUAUGGGAGCCGCGACAACGUCAAUUUUAUUCAUGAAAUGUACAGACAAGCUUUUUUAUUGGAUUUUACGCAUGCCACGGCGAUAAGGAAAGCUAUUGGCGCUUAUAAAGACUGGAUACAAAUGAACGAGGUUCCGCCGUUUAUGUUGGAACCAUUAGACGGACACAGAGAUAGAGAUUAUGAAGAGACCAUGAGAAAAGAUACAGAUGCUGAAAGGAGUCCAAACGAUAGUUUGAGAAUGUCGCGACUGAGGAACGAUUCGUAUUUAGGAGCAAUUCAUCGAGAGAAUCUCUUUGUGAGGGCUGGACUGCAAAAUGUUCUACAAGUAUUCAUAACGCAAGCCUCAAAUGUAUUUUUCUUAGAAAGUAAUGGAGGCGCCGCCUCUGCUACUCUGCUCGAAGAGCAGACUGAUAGUUGUAAGAGAGUUCUUAAUGUUUAUCGUUACGUCGUUAUGCACACGAGACUUGAACCCGCCACUUGGGAGCAGUUAUUAAGGAUAUUAUUACAAAUAACGUCAUUAGUAUUGGGCGAAAAGGCAUUGAGGCGAAGACACCAAGAAAGUAUUGGAGGCAAGUUAGCACCUGCCAUUUUUCAAACUCUCAUCGUUACCUGGAUAAAGGCAAAUUUGAACGUGGUCAUAUCGACACAAUUAUGGGAUCAAUUUUUACAAGUUCUAACGUCACUCACGCACUGGGAAGAACUUAUCCGCGAAUGGGCUAAAACUUUGGAUACGUUAACCCGAGUUUUGGCCAGACACGUUUACAAUUUAGAUCUUAAUGACCUUCCGCUGGAUAGGCUAAGUGAGCAAAAAUCUAAAAAACGCCGGGGCGUAGGAAGUCGGGCAGCGUCGACCGGCAGCGUGCAACCGCCUCGAAGGGGAAGUGUUGAUCAAGAAACUACACAGUCAUCAAAAGGAACAACGGAUCAUUCGUACCGAGAACUACGAAAAAUCCAACCUCUGCCACGAAGUGCCAGCGAUAAUUCCAUUUACAGUGGGAAAAUUCGUGCUAAAUUAGCCAGACAUCGUUCACAAGUGACUGCAACAGCAGAUAUUCCUGCGCUUCCGCUAUCUAUAGAGCAGGUCAUGGCGAAGGUGGUAUCAUCACCGUCUACCUCCACAUCCACAAAAAGUAGCAGGCGUUCGCUUGGCCGCCGCGCUAAAUCACUUGAGAGCGUGGUUGUGCCCGAGAGUGAACCACCGAGUCCUAGGUGUCCGUCGCCGACACCUAGUAGUGGAGUUGACAGCAACAAGGAUAGUCCCAUUCAGAUUGAAAAUAUUGACGGCAGCAGUAUCGACACCAACGACGCAUCGGAGAAAAGAUCGGUGAUGGCCGGUGGUGGUGUGAGGGGUUGGUUACCCGAUGUCGCAGUAGUACUAUGGAGGCGAAUGUUGUCGGCUCUCGGCGACGUUAAUAAUAUUCAAGAUCCCACGCUACACGGCCAAGUGAUGGACUAUCUUGUGCAACUGACUCACACACUCAUCAAAAUUCGGUUGAAUCAAGGAGUCUCCGGGGACAAUCAAGCAACACCACCAGCACCCGAUCUGAUACCACCUUUGACAAUUAUAUCUCCCUGGUGCUUCAAGGCGAUACAAUUGCCAGCGCAGUACGAAACAGGCAAGUUGGCAGCAUAUCGGCUCAUUUGUCUCUUAACGAUUCAGCCUCAAGACGUAAAUCUGUCCAAAGAAUAUCUCACGCUCUUUUAUCGCGCGAUUCAUCAUGGAAUUUCUAGCAAUGACACCAAGAUUCUCCAUACUCUCGUGAAAUAUACUGGUCCACGCCUAUUCAGUUUGAAUCUGUCUGGCUCCAACCUUCUGAUCCUAGACUACAUUCAAGCGGCGAACGUUAUUCUCAGCAGUCAAGAUAUUGAUGCACCAAGAAUGGAGGCUGUUUCAAUUCUUGGAUCUUUGUUAUCGCUACCGACUACUAACAUAAAUACGAGGGUCUUACAACCUAAUGAAACAGAAAUUCUAACAACUACAUGCCCAUAUGCAAAAGAUCACAUCAUAGCGAUUUUGAUGCGUUGCUGUCGUCGCGAACCCACGGGUAUUGCAAGAUGUAAUGCACUAUCUAGUGUAGCCAUGUUUGUUUAUAAAGAGUUAACUUACAAAUCAUUGCACAGAACGAUUCCGGAAGCAAUCAAUGUUCUUCUAUUGUCCCUUAAGACUUCACACGCGACCGUCGCACAAGUAGCUUGCGAUUGCCUUCUUCUACUCUGUGACAAAGCUGAAAUUUUAUUAGAGCAAUAUCCCAGUAUACCUGCUAAGAUAAUUCAAAGUUUAUCAGAAACACUAGAAAGGACAAUAAUUCGUGAAAGGAAAAAUUCCCUGACAAUUUCAAUGCUGUUUUGUUUAGGAGAAUGGGCCAUGCAUUUGGGUCCAAGUAUGUUGCUGACAGUACAUCAAGGAAAACCACUGCUCUUAACGCUUUUUACAGUUCUAGAUAAUAUUGUACAGAAUAAAAUUAAUAGAGAGUCGCAAGAAGCAUCGAAAACUCAGGCUGAAAAAGAAGACUUUGAUCCAAAUAUUACUUUGGAUAACUUACUCGGCGAAGCGACUGCAAAAUUAAUGUGGAGAGGAAAUAUGCAGUCUGUACAGUUGGCAGCCAAGAUGGUAAUGAUGCAUCUUGUUAAUCAUCUGGGGCAUUUUCCUAUGGGAAUUGGAGCAGCUCGAUUAUCGUCUCUUGUGGUAGAAUUGGACGAUGUGCCAGGCUCUGAAAGUGACGAAUUAUCAUCAGCCAUGUUUCAAGCACCGAACAUUCAACUUCUGAUGCUCUCGAACUCAAUUAUUAUGUCUUUAAUUGAGCUCGACACUUUGGAUGCGCCAGGUGGAGGAGUUACAGCGGGAUUGUCAACAGCUCCAUCAAUAGUUCGAGUAUUAUUGAGGGAUUUAGCUGGAAAAGCAUCGUGGGACAGUUCAAUUUUAUACAAUCAACCUUCAAACGGAGAUAUCAAUGUGCCUAAAACAAAAUUAGAUUACACUUCAAAAGCUGUGAAAGAUGACUUGUGCAGUGUAUUACCUAUACAAAGUUGUCCACCAAGACAUACCCUGCGUCAUCAUGACCCUCAUAUUUUACCUACCUUCGAAAACGGAGCCAGUGACAUGGAUAAUUUGGACGAUCUACUUCAGUAUAUUGGUCACACGAGUCCAGAGGUACUGACAAAUCCAGAAAUAACUCUUAACUCGCCCGCUGGACCUCCUCAAGGCCAAUAUUAUGAAGCGGAGACAAUAGCGACGAUAUUAAAUCAGCGAAAUGCUGAACGUGAACAUAUAAAUACUUGGAGCCAACAUGUGAGCAUGUGCGCGGGUCCGAUGACAUCACCUACUUGUCGACCACCACCAGCGCCUUUUCACCACUGCCGUCUUCUUUUUUCACAUCUGGGUCUGUCUGGAUGGGAACAGCGUAGAAAAUUACAUUUGCUAGCCAAAAAUGAAAAAUUACUGCGAGAACUGAGAAAUUUAGAUAGCCAAAGAUCGAGGGAAACUCAUAAGAUGGCGGUAAUUUAUGUUGCUCAAGGUCAAGAAGACAAAAAUUCGAUACUCAGCAACGUCACUGCAAGUAAAGAGUACGAGAGUUUCAUUGCGCGAUUAGCUUGGGAAGUAGAGCUCGAAUCGCAUACAGGUUUCAUGGGUGGACUAGUACCAGGCAAAGCUUCCGGAGUGACUGCACCGUACUACGCUACGUCGUUUGGUGAAGUUCUGUUUCACGUGGCAACUCGAAUGCCUUCAGAUAGUCCCGAAAGUUUAUUGCAAAAAACGAGGCAUCUAGGUAACGACGAAAUACAUAUUGUUUGGUCAGAACACUGGCGCGACUACCGUCGAGAUAUCAUUCCUACGGAAUUUUGCGAUGUAUUGAUCGUCAUUUAUCCUCUUUCGAACAAAUUGUAUAGAGUACAAGUGUCGCGAAAAUCGGAAAUACCAUUUUUCGGACUGUUAUUUGACGAAUGCAUUGUGGAGGAUGCCGUCUUACCUGGAUUAAUUAGAACAACAGCGUUAGCCGCCAGUAGAGCUAAGAGAUCGACGCUCACCCUUUACCAGCAUUACUACGAAGAACGGGCAAGAUCUAUAGAUACUAUCAUGAGAAAUCACAAGGAAGCUACGACAUUUGAGGAAUUUGCUGCCAACGUUUAUUCACCUGUACAGCCGGCAAGUCCAUUUAGUGGCGCAUCUUCGAUUUCAAGUUCGACAACGAGUGUACAGUCCACAGCUUCAUCAAACCUCGCAGCAGCCUUGAUAGAUUCUUAUCAAGGACGUGCGAACCUUCGCGGUACAUCGGCAGCUAACAGUGACAAUCGAGCAAAUAGAGUAUUUCAAAAUCUGUUGAGAGUUUCCGACGGCAGUCGAGUAUGGUUCAGCGGCGAUGCUACAGAAAGUACUUUGCACGGUAUUUCACCGAGACCAGCGAAGAAGAUGUCGUUUAAGUCGGGACCCAAAAAUAAGAAUAAUGCACAACCUACACCACCAGAUAGCCCACGGUACAAAUAGAAUGAUCGACUAGCCUUUUUAUAGAGUCGCUUGUAAUCUCAAGCUGUUUUUACACAUUUUUAUUAGAUAAAAAACUUAUUCUACGUUUAAUGUUUAAAAAUAUUUUUAUUUUCAAUUUAUUUAAGAAUUUUUGCACUUAUCAACAUGCAAUUCUCAAUAUUUUUAGAACGCGUGCUUUGAGCAUUUCUUUUUAUAAAUAAACAAUUACAUUUUUUAAUUAGUGUAAAACUUUAGGAAGAAGAAGCAACUAAUAAUCGAAUAUAAGAAGUAUUGAGGAUUUUUCAUUGCCAACUAGCUAUAAUGUUUUACGUUUUCCGUCCUUAGGUUUAAUUUUGUAUAAUUGCUCGCAUAGAUUGUCAACGACGAAUAAUUUAUUGUUAAUUAAUAUUGAAUAUUUGUAAAUUAUCCACAUGUAGUUUCUAACGAUAGAAAAAUUAUUAUAAAAUCAAAUACUGAUUAGAAUCAAAUGUUAUUGAUAUCUUUUUUAUUAAUCAAAACAACAUUUUCACGGAUUUUAAAGAAAAUUGAAAGUUUUGAUUUCUUUUAUCGAAAUAAUGAAGAAAUUAAAAUUUUUCCGUAAGACAUUCCACACAAUUUUGAUUAAAGGGGAUAUUUUUAUUAUAACAUUAUCACGCAAUAUGCAUUCCAUUAAGUAUCCUGCUAUAAAAAUAUUAAAAAUUUAAUGAAAAUGUACAUCAAAAUAUUUCGAGAAACUGAUUUGUAAGCGAAAAAUUUAGCAUUUCUUUACGCUUGAUUUGAACAACCAGUGUAAAUUCUAUAUUUACUGAAUAAGUACCGUUCUAAAAUUUUGUAAAUUUCAUGAAAUCAUAAUGUUACUAGAUCAUACGUGAAUAUACAUAAUUAACUGCGUAAACUAUUUCACUUUUCAAAUUUUUGAAAUGAAAAUAAAAAUGAAGUUAAUGCAGUAAUGCACGAUGGACGUGAGUUUGAAGUGGAAUUAAAUCAUCUAACUUUAUGAUCAGAGUCUCAUCUGAAUCAGACAAAUAUCUGUUAUCGUCGAUGAAGCAAUUAUAUCAAUUUUAUUCAUGGCCAAAGCAGCAUUAUUUUUGCACUAAUUUAUAAAAAACUAGAGGUAAAAAUAUGUUAUAUAUAUAAAUGUAUAUAUGAAGAACUUGUAGUAUUUUAAUUUUAAAGAGAUUAUUUAAUUAUAUAUGAGGUAAAUAUAUUUGAUCACUAAUAUAUAGUAUGAAACUAUAAAUACGAAUUACUACUACUGUUUAACUAGAGUAUAGAGGCUAAAAAUACUAUGUAUUUAUAAAUGUUGUACUUAACAAAUCGCGCUUGCAAAUAUUACUAAUAUACUGUCUAUAUUUCUGUUUGAUGUAUUUAUUCUUAAUACGCUAACAUUACUGGUAAAGACAUAGCAAUUAAACUAUAUUUUGUAAUAAAAUGACUCAAAUUAUUACAUUAAAAAAUGCAUCAUCUCACAAUUUAUGUGUACAAAAUAAAAUAAUUAUUUUAUGUAGAUAACAAAAUAGAACUGUUGA